AUGAAUAGCAUGUCCAAUAGGGAUUCUCACAAACUCCAGGAGAUUAGAUUAGCAAGGGCAAAACUCAACACAUAUAAGUCAUUCGAUGCUGAGGAAGAUUUUGAGUUCUGUCCUAUCGUAAGCUCUCAGCGCUACACCAAAGAUCAUCGCUCGACCUUGCAUUCGCCUCAGGGCCUUAAUCAGAUAGACUCCGCCUCCCUUUUCAAGAUCUUGGCCGCCGCAGAUCAGCAGCCGCCAAAGCUGCCCCAGAUCGAGCAAAUCCCUGCUUUUUGUCUCCCGCAAAAUACCAUAGCACCUCGCCAAACUCACGCAGAGCAUAGCUCGAAACACCCAAAAUUCAAUUAUAUCUCAGAUACACCAACAACGGGAUCUGAAGCAGCGUCCUCCAACGCUUCGUCGCUCAAAUUUCACUCGGUGUCUUCUAAAGCUGCAGAACAGCUCCAAUCGAUUUACUCGAUCGCCGAGGAUAAACAUCCUGGCAGAAUGCGAAUUGUUUCGGGUUGA
Molecule: messenger RNA, 504 nt
Organism: Ogataea angusta
Lineage: Eukaryota; Fungi; Ascomycota; Pichiomycetes; Pichiales; Pichiaceae
Exons: 1
Coding region: 1-504 (167 amino acids)
Source: RefSeq, a predicted model, not a curated record